Molecule: messenger RNA, 7399 nt
Organism: Syngnathus acus (greater pipefish)
Lineage: Eukaryota; Metazoa; Chordata; Actinopteri; Syngnathiformes; Syngnathidae
Gene: cpsf6
Product: cleavage and polyadenylation specific factor 6
Exons: 12
Coding region: 20-1750 (576 amino acids)
Biological process (GO): mRNA alternative polyadenylation
Cellular component (GO): mRNA cleavage and polyadenylation specificity factor complex
Molecular function (GO): mRNA binding
Source: RefSeq, a predicted model, not a curated record
UCACUCGCGCCUGAGGAAAAUGGCGGACGGUGUGGAUCACAUCGAUAUCUACGCCGACGUAGAGGAGGAGUUCAGCCAGGAAGCAGACUACCCUGUUCAUGAUCAGAUCGACCUGUACGACGACGUGAUCUCCCCGUCGGCCAACAAUGGCGACGCGCCAGAGGAUCGCGACUACUUGGACGCGCUGCCUACGCAGGGGGGCUCCGAUGGAGGCAAAUCCGCCCCGCCCAAUGUGGUCUACACCUAUUCGGGGAAAAGGAUCGCACUGUACAUCGGAAACCUCACAUGGUGGACAACAGAUGAGGACCUCACAGAAGCAAUCCGAUCAAUAGGGAUCACAGAUGUGUUGGAAAUCAAGUUCUUUGAAAACAGAUCCAAUGGGCAAUCCAAAGGGUUUGCUCUUGUAUGCGUGGGCUCCGAGGGCUCAUCCAGGAAGCUAACGGAGCUUUUGUCCAAAAGAGAGUUGCACGGUCAGAAUCCCAUUGUGGCGCCGUGCAACAAGCAGUCUCUCAGCCAGUUUGAGAUGCAGUCCCGUAAAAGUAAGCACAGUAACCAGUCAGGCCAGAUGUCAGGUGAAGGAAAAGCUGGUCCUCCUGGCGGAGGCCGCGCCGGCUUUCCCAUGGGCAGUCGAGGAAGUCGAGGCAGGUUUCCUGGGCCCCCCGGCGGCCCUGCAUUAGACCGUUUCCCCGGCUCUAUCGGGCCCGGUGGGCCGCCGCCGCACUUCCCUGGCGCUGGACUGAGACCUGAUCUGAUUAGGCACCAAGAUGGCCACCUGGAUAUUGCUUUCAAUCCCGGGAGUUGGCGUGACAGAGGUGGGCUGCCAGGGCCCCCACGUCCUCCUCCCGGUCCCCCUGGCCCACCAGGACCACCUCCGGGUCAGGGCCUACCCCUUCCUCUUGGUCCUCCCAAUCGUGGGGACAGGCCACCUCCCCCCGUUCUCUUCCCAGGUCAGUUUGGCCAGCCACCUUUAGGACCCCUACCUCCGGGCCCCCCACCCCCUGGUUACGGCCCACCUCCUGGACCGCCGCCGCCCCAGCAAGGCCCCCCGCCCCCGGGACCCUUCCCGCCGCGUCCCCCCGGCCCAAUCGGACCCCCCUUGGCUUUGGCUCCACCUCCUCACUUGGGAGGCCCUCCGCCUGGCGGUCCGCCGCCUGCUCCCCAUGUCAAUCCUGCUUUCUUCCCCCCGCCUGGUGGCAACAACAUGCCCCCCAAUGACAGCAGGGGCCCCCCUGGACCAAAUGAUCCAUAUGGACGCCCACCACCAUAUGAGAGAGGAGACUACGGUCCUGGAGGCCGGGACAUGGAGUCAUCUCGGACCCCUCUGAGUGAGGCCGAGUUUGAAGAGAUCAUGAACAGAAACCGGGCUAUCUCCUCCAGCGCCAUUUCCAGAGCGGUGUCUGACGCCAGUGCAGCGGACUACGGCAGCGCCAUCGAGACGUUGGUCACUGCCAUCAGUCUGAUUAAGCAGUCCAAAGUGUCGGCCGACGACCGCUGCAAGGUCCUCAUAAGCUCCCUCCAGGAUUGCCUCCACGGAAUCGAGUCCAAAAGUUACGGCUCCACCAGGCGUGAGCGUUCCAGAGAGCGAGACCACAGCCGCUCGAGGGAAAAAAGCAGACGCCACAAGUCUCGCAGUCGCGAGCGCCACGAGGACUACUACCGCGAACGCAGCCGUGAGCGGGACCGCCACCGCGAGAGGGAUCGCGACCGGGAUCGUGAGAGGGAGAGGGAGCGGGAAUAUCGACACCGCUAAUGGACAAGUGAGUUUUAACUUUGGGACAAUGAAGAAAGAAGCUUUGACUUGAGAAGGUAAGUGCAAGGUAAGUGUCCUUUUGAAAUUGAGCCACUUUGAAUUGUCACACACAAGUGUCAUGAUGUGAUAAAAUGUGAUCUAACUGCUUUUCAAAAAGAAAUAUUUUUGCAUCUAUGCAAUUGUUUUUUUUUCUUUUUUGUUGUUGUUUUUGGGCCACAGGCAUUUCACUGCAAUCAAUACAUUUAUAUCAUAUUGAGUGUUAUAAUAGCUGAAAGUAGAGGUGCAACAAUUAAUCGACAACUAAUCGAUUGUCAAAAUAAUCAAUAAUUUUAUAUCAAUUAAUCAUUUAGCUAUUAUUUUUUAAUUUAGAAUUGUCAAAAUCCACAGAAUUUGAGGCUGUCAACUGUAAAGAUUCUCUGAGCACUGUCAUCUUCCAUGAAUUAUGUUUGUGUUGAAUUAAAAUGUAACAUUUGCUUUUACUUUGGAAAACAGUGAUUGGCAUUUUUUGCCUAAUUUUCUUAUGGAAGGCUUAACUGAAUCAGAAUUUAAUUUGGUUCUCUGCACUAUCAAUUUGGAAUAAUGUCCUGGAAUUGAAACAUUUUUCUAUUCGAUUAAUCGAUUAUUAAAGUAAUCCUAACUGAAAGUAUAGAUUUGAACCCGCAGGUAAUGCCAGUGGACCAAAUAAAAGUUAUUCACUGAAGUUCCUGACAAUUGUGUUUGGUAACGCUCGAUUGAAUACACUUCCGCCCGUGUGGUUGUAUUGUGGAAAGAAGCGACAUGCUACAGUUUUUAUUUUUACAUGACAAUAUACAAUUGCUUGUCCUUUUUUAUUUUGUCCUCAUUUGCAUCUGUGUUAUUUAUGUGCAAUUUAUUAUAAAGUUAUUGCAUCUCAGCUGUAAGUUCUUAUGAUAGCAUUUUUUUUUGUUAAGUCCCCUAAAGCAAGGCCCUUAAAAGGUCACAAAUCUGUCAACUGGGAGUAAAGUUAACACAACGGAAUGCUCCUCAUUAUUCCCUUCUGAGGUGGUCUUCUGUAUUGUUACUGUUUGAAGUAUCCUCCCGAUGUAACCUGAAUGUGGUGAACCGUAACUGACCCACAACGACACACUUGAACGUGCUGCUUUUUUGUCAUCAAUUUUUUAGGAUUGGCUCACACGACUCAAUUUGUAUGCUCUCGUGAAGGAUUGUCUUGUUUUGUAAUGUUGAACUAUCCAUUUUUGUAGAUAUCUGCCCAACAAUAUUUGUAUGUAUAUUCAUGCCCCAUGUUGAAUGACUUUUUUUAAAAAAUCUAUAUAUUUGGAGUUGCCUAACUGGAGCCGGUUGAAUGUCACAAGAAUGUAGACAUGUGACAUUGGCUUCAUUAAUUAAUCUAAAAACUGCCCGUCGAUUUUGCCUGCGUGUCCACUGAGAACCUCUUGCCAAAACAAAAAAAAAUCAAUUCAGAAAGGAGCUGUAGUGUUUGGAUUAUUAACAGUCAGUCUGAGAAUAAAAACUCGAUUGAUCAACUACAAUGUUGACGAGAUCCCCAGUGGACACGAGGUCAUGCACAUAGUUUUGAUCAUGUAUGUCGGGGAAAGUAGCGAAUUCAUGUCGACGUUCCUUCCGCAACUUUACAAAGAAAAGGGUCCAAAAUAAUCAUAAAUAUUAAUUGUGAAUUGUUUAUUGAUGACCAAAUUUAGUGCUGUCUUUGUUCAUAGGGUUGCCAUCGAUCCUCAUGUGCACUUUUGAUGCUGUUCUGCAACGUAGUCCCUGUGACGCAAUCACUUUAAUAGUGUUUGGGAAUACCUGGUCAAAAGCACAAUUAUUAUUAUUAUUUUUUUUUACAUCAGGUAAGCAAGGUCAAAAAGAGUCCAGCGACUUGUUCUAAAACUUUUAGUGGAAUUUCCGAGCAAGUUGCAUCACAUGGACUACGAUAAUUGUAUGGAUUCGGCAUUUUAACACUUUGGUAGUUCUGUGAUGUCACAAGAAGUUGAAGUUAGAUGCAUCUCAGGUUAGGUCGUUUUUUGUUGUUGUUGUUGUUGUGGUUGUUUAAAUGACGCUUCGGUCCAGAUUUGUGUAAAAGUAAUUCAGUGGCGCUGUACGUUUGCCAUCGUAAAGCAAAGCGGUGAUUUUGUGUCAAGUCAAAAUGCUUGUGACUGAAAUUGGAGGGGGGCUCUGUGUGUCAGUUUUGAAAGGAAUCCUUGCUGAAUUUGCAUAAGUUGAAAUCAGGUUGAAACCAGUCACAUUUCACGUCGUUGCUGAAAAUGCUGAGCGAGUAAAAAAUGUUGCGUUAUAUGCGAAUGAGCGACUAUACUCGGUAGGCCCGAAAUGUACACAACUGAACGUGACGUAACAUCUCCCUUCACAAGGAUGAUAAUGAGCCAUUGAAGCUGUCAGAGAGGUUUUAACUAAACCAUAUGUGAAUAAUUCGUCUUCGAGUUGCAGUCGAGCUUGAGCAACUCAAUAUUCGUGGCAGCGUGGACAAAUCGGGUCAGGCCCUCAAUUUUAUUACCCUACUGUCACGCUGAAAAACAGAGUUCACACUACUCAAAAUGGAGCUUAUCAUCCUUGUAAAUGGACAAUUUUGCUGUAAUUGUGUAAGUGGUUCUUCAAAAACUCCAGUAGAAGAAUGUACAGUAGUUGCUAUGAUGACCAUUAGUUCCUGACUUGAAACAGGCUUUGAAUGAUGUUGUCUGCGUGAUGGAAGUAUGCCCAUGUCAGCGCUGAGCACAUCACAAUCCACUUGUACAGGUUUUUUUUUUUUUAUUGAUAAUUUGACACAUUGGCUUUUUCCAAUGAUUUGUUAUUUGGUCAGUUGGAUUUUGUGCUCAGCCCUGGUGUUGGCCUCUUGUGUGGAAAAAAAUAAAUAAAUACAAAAAAAACAAAACAGAGGUGGGCAUUCCGUAAGGCAGUCACUGACAGACGCCUUGACAGAUGACGGGAAACUUUAAAAAAUCACGAAAUGUUCAGUAAUGACGGACUACUGCGUUGGUUAAAUUCAUGAAGUAGAUGUACAUAUUUUCAUAGUUCAUUUUUAAAUGCUUUUUGUCAGUAUUUUUAUUCCAUUAAAUAUGUUAGGGUUAUUAAAUGCGCACAUUUUUUUUUUCCAUUUGUAAGACUGUAUUUUUCGUAUAUACAUAUGCAUGUAUAUAUGUGUGUACGUGUGUAUAUAGUAGAUGUGUGUCAAGUUGUCUUUGUAUGUAUAUGUAUGAGAGCUGUCAAAAUUAAUCGUCAAGUCUCAGCCUUUGAACAGCAAUCAUUUCAUUGAUUUUUCUAUUCAUCCAUAAAAAGAAACAGAUUAUCUUUUGUGUUGAAUCAAAGCAAGACAUUUGCAAACCUCAGCUUUUACUACAGAAAACAAUAACCUGAAUCGGUUUCAGAACGUUUGAGUGCAACAUUAAUCGUUCUUGUGCGUUAUUGUUUAAUUAUCACUUUUCCUUAUUAAUCAACAAUACCAAAUAAACCACAAGAAAUUGUUUUGUAAUCCACUUUCACGCAAAAUAAAAUUGUGUUCAAUUAAUCGAUGGACUAAUCAAUUUUAAAAAUAUUCGAUAGUGACAGCCCUAUUACGUAUAUAUACACCUGUGUAUGUGUGUGUGUAAAACUGACUGAAGCGUUUUUAAAUAUAACGAUGACGGGCUGACCAUAACGUUUUGGUUCGGCUUGAAAUAAUGACAGACGGGUGCCCAAGUCGCUGACGAAUCACGGACCAGCAAAGUUUACAAACACGCCCACCUCUGGUUUAAAAAAAAAAAAAAAAAAUGUCCAUAAAUAUGUAUACAAUGAAAUAUUGGAUCGGUAUGGUGAGGGGAGAGAGUGUUGACUGUUGCGCUACCUCGAAACCAAACUCCACCCUCCAUUUUGACACCUUUCAGCUCACUAACCCCAACGGGCGGACGGAUGGACAAAAGGAGGAUGAACUUCAGCCCGCCACCUGCAUGAGUGGACACACGGCGCCUCCUCGUCUUCAUCCCCCGCCAUCAUCCUCCCAUCUAUGCCCGUCCCUCUUUCUGUCUAUUCAUCAAGUGUGCAGAGUGGAUGGAGGAGCCCCCACACACUCCUCCGCCCCUCGGCUAUUCAAACAUCUACUCAUGGUAAUUGGAAAUCUUUCCACUCUUAUGUUUAUGGUGUUUUAUUUCAUUCCCCAUUGUUUUUCUCUGUCUAUCUCGACACAAACAAUUAAUUGGUCCAUCGGUCCUUUUUAAUACGCAGUCCAUCUUUUGGUUUGUUUUCCACGCACUGUACUGUGAACACUUAAUUUAGCAGUUUUAAUAUAGGACACAUUUGCCUCCCACCCCCUUUCUCUCCUUACCCCUCGUUUAUUCUUAUUUCUUCUCAUGCUUAGAACGUUUGUACAUGUCUCUGCUUUUGAUUAAAACUAGAUGGUGUUGUAAUAAAACAUGUUUACUGAGGUUUACACUGUUGGAAGUGGCUCAUUUAUAUUAAAUGCGCUGUACUGUGUUUAUCGUAUAAACUGUUGUAGAGGGUAGAUAAUGGAUGCCUGUAUUUACAAGGUAAGAUUGAAUGUAUCCAUUUUUUGUGUAAUGGCAAGUAUGUAAAAUUGCAUCAACAUGGUCAUUUCAAGCAGAUUCCAAACAAUGCAUCAUUUUCUUGUUUUUGGAUGUUUUGGUGUGAAAUUGGAGGCACUACUAGGUCCAUUGCAAAUUCUGUUUUAUUUUUCAUAACUUGCAUCAAAUUAUGCACAUUGACACUCAAGCUGGUAUUGAGUCAACUCUGGUUCAGUGUUGUGUAUAUAUUACGCCAUAGACUGACGACUUUUAAUCUUGAAAUCCAAAUGUUGGGUGUAAACUAAGUAAUGUGUCAUAAUUUUUCUAAAUGUAACAAAAAAAGUAGUGAAAAACAAAGCAACUCCCCUCACCCCCCUUCUGUUUGUCCACUUGCCCUCCCUGUAUUGUUCAAAUGUAAGACUCCUUUGUUGUCAUUUUUUCCCAUGUGCCUUUUUCGUUGGGGUUUGUCCAAUUCAUUUUUGUUUUUUGAUUCCAACAUGCAUGUAGCUCAAAUCCUACCCUUGACGUCAUCCUCAAAUAUUUCCACUUUCUGCGUAGAAUGUCAUCCCGAGACAUUGUAAUCAGGAGACCACUGCUGUAGUUCUUUUAAUUGUAAGCAAAUAUUCCACAUAGUGGAUAUCCUCUUGUAUUAUAUUGUCCUGCCUGUGUUUCAUGUUCACAUGCUGAUCACGUGUAGUAACUGUAAACACUAGCAAAACAAUUACUUUUGCUUAAAUCAGGGUCCUGUUCCACCUCUCCACAUCCUCAUUUGUGUUUUCAAGUUGUGUCGAGGUAUUUGUAUAAACUUGUGAGAGGGUUUGUUAUGACCUUUCCCCCCCCUCAACAGUGCACAAGGUAAGUGUUUGCAGGUUAAACAAGAAGAUUGAGAAGAGAAGCAGACAGGUCCUGAUGUCAUUUUUUUUUAAAUCAUACUUGUAGAUUGGACAGUUGAAUGUAACAUUUGCAAGGCAAUAAUAUUAAAUGUAUUUUUAUGUAAUCAUGGAGAGGGAUUAAUGUAAGACUAUUUGAUCCAAUCAUAUUAUAUGACAUGACUGCACUUGUAUUUGAUAAGAUGCAGGAGAUAUUUUUAACCCCCAAUAAAUGACCUGUGACGCUGCUUUUGUGGUAAGACCCAGUUCAUCCAACAAUAAAACUUAAACAUUAA